Molecule: messenger RNA, 3571 nt
Organism: Eleginops maclovinus (Patagonian blennie)
Lineage: Eukaryota; Metazoa; Chordata; Actinopteri; Perciformes; Eleginopidae
Product: interferon-induced protein 44-like
Exons: 7
Coding region: 1404-2267 (287 amino acids)
Biological process (GO): immune response
Source: RefSeq, a predicted model, not a curated record
ACAUUCAAACCAUGUAAUAUGGUGAUGUCAACUCACGAGAAAGUGUGCUUACGUUAAAAAAUCAAAUUCAGAUUAUAUUUAAAAAAUGGGUUUUAGAGGUCUGCUCGUGGAUCUGCCACAGACUAAAUGCAUUCAGUCAUUGAGUUGUGACUAAGUGUACUAUUGUCAUUUGAGAAUUACUAAAGAGAAAGCAACUUUUCUUUAAGAGGUCAGUAAACAUUAAGAUGUACAUUUAUAAAUGGCAAUUCCUUUAACACUGGUGGUGUGCUGAAAAUGAAAGUGAAGGUGAGCUGUGGUUAUCAUAUAAAAGAGACGUUCCUGUGUAGCUGAAAGACACUUUGCUGAGAGGCACAUAACUGGAGGUGAGGAUUUCCUUUUAUUUCUCAAUUGAAUAUAUUGUUGUUAUGCUAUCAUCCUUUUGAUGAUAGUUAUCCUUUUAGUGCAGUAGAGUUAUAGAGAUAGUUACUGUAUGUGUGUUUAAUCUCAAACCUUUAAUGCUUUGUAGAGCUGCACUUGAAAAAGAUACAAAAUAAAUGUCAAUUUAUAUUUCUGUAGCUCUGGCUGUUUAUUUAUUUGCUUUGAUUUAAUCUCUUUAUAACAUUUACAAAAACGAUGCUUGUUUGUAGUGAGCAAGAUUCAAUGAGAGAUAUUGUGAAACAUAUAAUUCUCUGGAUAAAUACACAAUAAGUAAUUUCACAAGAGAUUGCCAGUUUAGUGAUUCCCUUAGAUGUCCGGGUCUUGGUUGGAAAAUAGCCUGAUCAUAAGGGAGAGAACAGGGCACACAAUGCAUUACCGUAUGGGGUCUUUUUCCCUGACUGCCCUCAAAGAGAGCAGCAUUAACACUCACGUUUGGGGAUAAGUUAAAUAAUUAAUUUCACCUUCAAUGACUGUUAGACGAAAGGUGCAGUAAACAUAAACAGACUUACACAGUUGCACUGAAGUUAUAGAUGAACUAAAUAUUUCAAGUCUGUUUUAAAACUCCAUAGACUUAUUUAAAGGUCUUAAGAUGACACUAAACUGUCACUAGCAAGGCAGCAGUACGCUUUAUCACAUACUGUAAACUCAUAGGCAAGUACUGUGUUUGAUGAGCGGGACAUUUAACCUUUGAUUGAAGUGAAAAAUGAACGUAAAAUUGAAAAUAAAUGUUAAGAGUUUUUAGUUGUUUAUUUUAGUAAUUUUUAAAUUGAACGACCUUUAUACAUCGUAUAUUUUCAAUGGAUUUAAGAUAUUAAUAAAUGAUAAAAGUGUUCCUGUGCAGCACAUUUCCGUCAGUAUGAGAAGUUGCAAAACAAAGGGAUUUAUAAUAUUAUAUUUAAUUAUAAUAAUAACUACUUUACUACACAUACUGAAUGUUGUGAAAUAUUUGAUCUCAAAUGUUUUAUUGACACAUUCUUAUUGAAGCCAUGGGAGGCAGUGAAUCAAAGACCCCCCCACCUGCACCUUUUCCAAAACUUCUGCCUCAAGAAUGGAGGAAGGGGCCUUGGGGAAACAAAGAGAGAGAGUUGCAGAUUGUGAAGGACUACCAGCCUUCUACCGAGGAUGUCCAGCUCAGGUUUAUGCUUUACGGAGCUGUUGGUGCUGGCAAGUCCAGCUUCAUCAACUCUGUGGAAAGUGUUUUACGAGGUGAAAUAUGUAGUCGUGCUGGCGUAGAUGCGAUGGUUCGUGAAAGCUACACCACAAGCUACAAAGCCUACAAAAUCCAAAAAGGAGGACCAAGGACAUAUUACCCUUUUGUCUUCAAUGACAUCAUGGGCCUUGAGAAGGAUACAAGUAAAGGAGUUCGUGUGGAAGACAUCAAACUGGCCAUGAGGGGACACAUGAAGGAUGGUUACAAGUUCAAUCCUAUCUCAACCUUGUCUGAGGAUAACCAACACUACAAAAGAGACCCCUCUCUAAAUGACAGAGUUCAUGUUCUGGUCUGCGUCAUCCCUGGCAGCAUAGCAGGGUUGGAGGAUGAUUCUGUGAAGAAGUUGAGGGAAGUCAGACUUGCAGCCAGGGACAUGGGGAUUCCGGAAAUUGCUAUUCUCACCAAAAUUGAUGAAACCUGUCCAGAAGUCGGCAAGGAUAUAAUGAACGUGUAUAAAAGCAAGUACCUGAAGAAAAAGAUUGAGGAGGUGAGUGGCACGCUGGGAUUUCCACCAAGCAGCAUCUUUCCUGUGAAGAACUACCACUCAGAGAUCGACACAAAUGACGACAUUGAUACACUGAUACUGAGCGCACUGAGACGGAUGAUUAAAUCUGGAGAAGACUUUGUCAACGACCUGUAAAACUACAGACUGCUGAGAUCUUGUUGUUACAACGACAUGUAAAAAGGUCCUGGGAACAAGAAUAAUAUUUACUUAAAUGUAAUGCGUCAUAUCUAUUCUACAAAAUAUGGUAUCUCUACCUGAGUGAGUAAAUCUAUGAAAAUGCUUUACUUUUUCCAUUAUGAGUUCAGAUAGGCAGUGUGCUACAUAGUACGGCGGCAGGUACUUCCACUUUGCUCUCGGAGAAACGAAAAUAGGAAUCUGCCCGAAAAUAGUGCCCUCAGCAUCUGUAUAGAAUUAUUUUGGAUCUAUGGCUAGUCCAAAACGGCUAAAUAUGUUGAACUGGGGCAAACUGGAAGGUUUUUCCAGCUGCUUUUCAACAGGAAGCUUUCAUUUCAAAUGUGACAUACUCGACCUGCCUCAGAUGUACAUUCUUUCAAAACAAAAGACAAACAACGAAAACCAAAAGGAUGUUAAAGCAUAUCAAGCUGUGUCAUCACACAAAACACUACAAUGUAGAUAACACCAAACAGGUUUCAAGAAGAAAAUGAAAUUGAGCAGCGGUUGCAAAACAGUUUUUACCUGUCGAGUUGAAAGGCAUUUGGGUGAGAGGCACACGAGUGAGGUGUAGUACAGUUAUAUGGAUGUAUAGUAGUUACUCUAUGUAUGUUAUUAUUCUUCUUUAUCUCAAACCCGUAAUGCAUUGGAAAAUAAUAAAUACUUAUAAUCUCUUCACAACCUGAGAAAUGCAUGAUUAAAUGAAAGGUAAUGUGAAAUAUUUGUUGAAUGUAGCCUGAUCACACGGGAGAGAACAGGACACAGAAUGCAUUAUAGGGUCUUUUUUUUCCCUGACUACCCUCAAAGAGAACAGCAUUAACACUCAGGUUUUUCCUUUGUGUAAAAGAAAGAGAUAAGUUAAAUAGUGUAUUUCACCUUCAAUGACUGUUAGAUGUAAGGUGCAGCAGACAUGAACAGACUUACACAGUUGCACUGAAAUUAUAGAUGAACUAAAUAUUUCAAGUCUGUUUUAAAACUCCAUAGACUUAUUUAAAGGUCUUAAGAUGACACUAAACUGUCACUAGCAAGGCAGCAGUACGCUUGAUCAAGUAUAUACUGUAAACUCAUAAGCAAGUACUGUUUUGAUGAGCGGGACAUUUAACCUUUGAUUGAAGUGAAAAAUGAAAAUAACAUUUCUUUUUUUCAGUUUUUAGUUGUUUAUUUUAGUACUUUUUGAAUUGAACAAACUUUAUUCAUUGUAUAUUGUCUGAAGUAACAAUUCAACAGACUUUAAUAUAUUAAUAAAUGAUAUAAAGCUUUCCUCUGCA